ACCAGAUUGGAAUGGGCCGGGGCUAUUCGUAAGCCCAUUCUCUGCUGCGUCGAUGCAUAGGGGCCCUAAGCCCGCUGAAUCUUCACAGCAGAGCGCGCGUGGACACAUCACAUCUUCGAGAUUAGAUUCCAUCGCCACUGCUUCAAAUUGAAGGGUCCGAAUUCCGAUUCGGAUUCGGGGAAAUUGAGGAAGUUCUCUCCAAAGUUUUCGGAAGAAACGAAGCUGCAAUGCCCACUGAAGUUCUCGUCCAAUUCGCCAUCCUUGUCUUAUCCCUCGCCAUGCUGUUGUUCGCCGUCCGGCUACUCUCCGCCCGACCGUCCACCAAGCUCCGGACCAAGACCCGAUCCCCCGCCGCCGCCCAGUCCAACCGCCACUUCCUCCGCGCGUCGAACCUCCUCGUCCGGGCCCGAUCCUCCCCUACCCACCACAGCCGCCGCGCCCAGGCCCCGACCCUCGCCAGGGCUGCCCUCGCGGAGGCCGAGGCCGCGAUCUCGCAGUCCCCGAAGGACGCGGCCCCGCACGUCGUCAAGGCCAUGGCCCUGGACUCGCUCGGCCGCCGGAGCUCCGCGAUGAGGUCGCUGGAUCUGGCGCUGUCGGCGCCGCGGGCGAGGUCGCUGUCGGGGAGGGAGAGGGCGGAGGCGCUGGCGAAGAGGGCGGAGCUGAAGCUGGGGAUGGGGGGGAGGAGGAGGAGGGCGGAGUCGGCGGUGGAGGACGCGAGGGAGGCGGUGAGGGUGGGGCCGGGGGAGUCGGCGGCGUGGCGGGUGCUGGGGGAGUGCUGCGAGAGGAAGGGGCUGAGGGAGGAGGCGAGGAGGGCGUUCGAGGAGGCGCUGAGGAUCGAGCCCGGGUGCGAUCCGGCUCGUCACGGGUUGGACCGGUUAGGCUCUUCAUGAAUUUUUUUUUUUUUUGUUUAGUCUUGUAACCGGAUUGUAAAGUUCAGGGUUUAAGUAACCAAAAGCAUUUGUAAUCAGCCAAUUUGAGAGCCAAAGAAAAAAAUUUGCA
Rhodamnia argentea is the source of this 999-nucleotide messenger RNA. RefSeq lists its product as uncharacterized. The transcript has a single exon. Gene Ontology annotation, molecular function: protein binding. The record is from RefSeq and is a predicted model, not a curated record. Lineage: Eukaryota; Viridiplantae; Streptophyta; Magnoliopsida; Myrtales; Myrtaceae. The coding region runs from base 228 to 890 and encodes 220 amino acids.